Molecule: messenger RNA, 1835 nt
Organism: Cylicocyclus nassatus
Lineage: Eukaryota; Metazoa; Nematoda; Chromadorea; Rhabditida; Strongylidae
Source: the annotation of a GenBank genome assembly
AUGAUGGAUGACGCAAAUAUUGCUCGGUGGACGUAGUUCAGCCACCUUUUUUUCUUGAAGAACGCAUAGCUGGUGCACACCUGUUGCAUUCCGUUUCCCAGAUGCUUAUGAAGCUUCCCCAUCCUACGAUCGUUAAGCUAUUAUUUGUAAAUUCUCUCGCACAUGAUUUGAAUCCCAGUCUGGACAAUCAAACCCUUCGUUCGUAUGGUGGGCACGAUGGACCCAAGCCCAAGUUCGUUGAAUGAUUUGCUACAAGAACUCAUGAAAAUAUCCGAGCAAACACUCGAAGAUAACGAUAAUGUAAAAAAACAUGCCUUGCAAUGCCAUCCGAUGCGACAAGCCUUAUUCGAUGUUUUGUGCGAAGUUAAAGAAAAGACAGCGCUUCAAAUUCGUACAGGCAAUGACGAUCAACCAGAAGACCCACAGCUGAUGCGAUUGGACAAUAUGCUGGUAGCAGAAGGUGUUGCUGGACCGGACAAGGGUGCACCGCUGUCAGGUGAUGCAUCCGGUGGUGAUCAGGCAGAUUAUCGCCAGAAACUCGGACAGAUUCGACUUGUUUAUAAUCAGGAAUUGCAGAAGUAUGAAGAGGCUUGUUCUGAAUUUACCCAACACGUCAUGUCAUUAUUGAAAGAUCAAUCUCGGGUUCGGCCGAUUAGUCAGAAGGAAAUUGAAAGAAUGGUGUCUAUCAUUCAAAAGAAAUUCAGCGGCAUUCAAGUACAGCUCAAGCAGUCCACAUGCGAAGCUGUAAUGAUCUUGAGAAGCCGUUUCCUAGAUGCGAGACGUAAACGUCGUAACUUUUCGAAACAAGCGACCGAGGUGUUGAAUGAAUACUUUUAUUCGCAUCUGAGCAACCCAUACCCGUCCGAAGAGGCAAAAGAAGAACUUGCACGGCAGUGUAAUAUUACAGUGUCUCAAGUAUCGAACUGGUUUGGCAACAAACGUAUUCGUUAUAAGAAGAAUAUCGCCAAAGCGCAAGAAGAGGCAAAUAUGUAUGCAGCAAAGAAAGCAGCCGCACAUGGACUUGGAGUUCCAGGGCUUCCUACGGCGAACUAUGGUAUGUUAGCUGGUUCAUCAUCAAUGCUCAAUCCUUACCAAGGCAUGCUACCCGGUCAAGAUCUCAGUCAUAUGGGUAUGCCACCGGGAUUUGAUUUGACCGCCUAUAACCCUCAGCUAAUGGCACAAUAUCAGGCAAAUCUGGAUAGCGACAAGUAAAAUUAGCUCCUCAUUCUGAUCAAAUAUUGAUCUGUCUACUUACUGAUGACUUCUUAUGAAUCUCUUGCCAGCUUUUUUACAAAAUUUAUAGUAAGUACUAAGCACAUGUUGGCCAGUUGUUUUGGCUUCCCAACAUGCUAUAUUCAAUUUGUUCAUUGUCUUUGUAUGUUGAUCUCCAUAAGUCCAUUUAUUUUUUGGUUUAAUAGUAAAAAAGUCUUGACCACUUUGUAACCGGUUUUAGUAGAGUUGGAUUGUUGUAGGGUUUUGAAAUGUUCACUCAAACUUUUUAAGCGAGUGCCUCAAAUGAAAUUCUGCAACAUAGCAAUCCUACUCUGCAUGUACAUAGUUAGCUAAGAUUUUGAACAUGAUUUUGAGCCGAACAUGAUUUUGUUUUAUGCAGGUUUCGUGCGAAAGCGACACAAUUAGCACUGAAGGUGCGUUGUGUAUAACAACCUUAGCAAUAUUUGCAUAACUAUGACUUGGAUUUCACUCUUCUACGCAUUUUUUAUUGAAUAUUUUUAGAUAGUAAUUGAAUAAGCACAUAUAGCACAAAAUGCUUGAUCUUUGUUUUUCAAACUUGAUUGUAUGUUUGUUAACAUUUCAUAGAUGAAAAUGUUGAAUAA